Molecule: messenger RNA, 834 nt
Organism: Aureobasidium melanogenum CBS 110374
Lineage: Eukaryota; Fungi; Ascomycota; Dothideomycetes; Dothideales; Saccotheciaceae
Exons: 2
Coding region: 1-834 (277 amino acids)
Source: RefSeq, a predicted model, not a curated record
AUGACCUCCGCGGCUUGUGCGGCUCGAGCAUUUGUUUUGGCUCAUCAUGAUCAAAGACAAGGGCACACUUGCACCGCCUUUCAUUCGCCAGACCGUACGCCAACCUUGGCAGCCACAAAAGGGCCGGCAAAUGGCAAUCAAAAAAAUCCUCUGACAGAAGAAGAAAACCUUGCAAGGAAGAAGAAUCACGGUCCCCAAGCCAUCGUUGCGUUAGCUGCGACUGGCGACGCAAACCGACGACGACGCUUGGCUGGCUCCGUCCGUCUCACACGGCCUUGGUACCACCUGCGCAGUGCGCAACAGCCAGCAAAAAUAUACUCGACACUCCAAACUGCUGCUGCCGGCUGGCGAGCUAAUUUAAUCGGACCAGUGCAUAUCUCAAAGCCUCCCCGCGCUUCGCCGUCUUGCAUACAAUCGACCCACACUCAGCCUAGGCAAGUUGCAACUAAUAAGCGAUACGAUAUCCGACUUGUCCGACCAUGCUUCAAGCAAGCGAACACUAUCUUUGUCUUGUCACGCAUGGUGCAGAUGGCACAGCACAGGUGCAGUGAUCAUUAUUGUUACAAUUCUACUUUGCUCCAAACCGUUCGCUGGCUGUACCACACGCCAGGGCUUGGUAGUGCGAAUCAUUGCCUUUCCCAACCAAGCGAGGAAUCUGGAUCCAUCUCCCGGGACCACACCUUCACCUCGUUCUCAUCUGCCUUACCAAGCAUGCUGCUUCAAAGCAAUACAAAAAGCCUAUUAAGCGGUGACGAGUCAAAUAUCGUUUCGAUCGUUGUCCUUAUUCGACCCGAAGGCGUCGCAUCAUGUCUGAGUAUCUACCACUUGGCUUGA